Molecule: messenger RNA, 862 nt
Organism: Lingula anatina
Lineage: Eukaryota; Metazoa; Brachiopoda; Lingulata; Lingulida; Lingulidae
Product: cytochrome c oxidase subunit 6A1, mitochondrial
Source: RefSeq, a predicted model, not a curated record
CCCAAAACGAGACUAAUGCUCUCACUGAGAGAAAAAAGCAAAUGGCGUCAAGGCUUCUGUUGACGAGAUGCGCACAGUUGCGCCAGUUCCAGGGUCGUCCUCAGUAUCCGGCACUGCUUCAGAUCACUAAAACUCAUAAGCGUGAGUCACAUGGUGACAGCAAACAUGGACAUAAAACUUGGAGAGAUGACCCGGAGGAAUUAGCAGAAGAAAAUCAGCAAGCAAUGUGGAAGUGGGUGCUAUAUUGGAGUCCAUUUUAUAUCGUAACGGUAUACAUUGGUUUCAUGAGAAAUGAAGAAGAACAUCAUGAGAAAAGACAACCUUAUCGACCUUACGCAGCUACAUGCAUAAGAAAAAAACCCUUGAGGUUUUGGGAUGGUGACCACUCUUUGUUUUUCAGUCCUCAACGCAACUGGACAUCCAAAGGUUAUGAUGAAGAACAACAUCUCCAUCAUUAAGAAGAAAAAAACAUCAAUAUUUCAUCAUGACUUGUUUGAUGUUUUCCAUUUUAUUUCAAUAGCCAGUUAUGCAUAUUGACAAUUUGUUUGGUCUAAAUGAAGAACUUGAAUGACAUUAUUUAAUGGAUGUUGAUAGUGAUUUCAUGAAAGAUUCUACCUAUUAUUGUACUUUUUCUUCAUCCAACAGUUUCUAUCUGCGUACACAAGGGAAUCUUACAAAACCAGCCAGAGAGGGAUUUACUAGUAUCUACAUGUAAAUUUUCACUGUCUCAUCUUUACCCCUAUGACGAUUUUGUUUGGAAUGAUUACUUAUCACAAACCCCUUUACACUUUUAAGAUUCUUCAUGGAUAUUUUGAUGUGACGUGUUUUGACUAUGUGUAGUGAAUAAAGGAAUUCAAUUAAA